Molecule: messenger RNA, 3095 nt
Organism: Parasteatoda tepidariorum (common house spider)
Lineage: Eukaryota; Metazoa; Arthropoda; Arachnida; Araneae; Theridiidae
Product: adhesion molecule nephrin
Molecular function (GO): protein binding
Source: RefSeq, a predicted model, not a curated record
ACAUUGCGAAACUUGUGGUUCUCCGUUUUAAGCCCGAUGAUAGAUUUUUAUCUUUUAACUUUUUAUCACCAUUGAUCAUUAUUUUUUACUAUUGUAUAAAACUCUUAUUUUUUCUAUGGGAUAAAAUUAUCAGUUACAUUUAUAUUGAUUACAAAGUAUACGAAUUACAUAGAAACUGAAACAAAAUUUCGACUUCUUUCUGCGAAAUUUUCUACGCAUACAUGAAGGCAAAUUUAUGAAUUUUGAGCAACGAAUUAAUUAUGACUUUUUAAUAAUAAUUUAAUGGAAAUAUUUGGUGUUCUCUAACAUAAUGCUCACUGGAAUGUUUUUUAUUUUAUUUAUAUUUUGGAGUGGUUGGAAUUGUUGUACAGCAAAUGCAAAAGCAGGUAUUCCAGGCAUUAAAAUUAAGCCCAUUAAUAGUUUAGAAGACACUACUGAGUAUCCAGAGCUUCACGCCAUUGUAGGAGCUGCAGUGUCUCUACCAUGCAACCUGAGCCCUCCCUCAAAUGACGACACAAUCUCCUUAGUUUUAUGGUAUAGGUUAGAUCUACCCAAUCCAAUAUACACGCUCGAUGCCCGAAGUACCCCAACGGCGGACACAGCAAAACAUUUUUCCAGCAAAGUUCUGGGUUCAAGAGCUUAUUUUAACGUUUCAAGGAGAAGUCUGGCUCAUUUAAGGCUCAACCCUAUCGAAGAAGAUGAUGCGGGGGAGUACAGAUGCAGAGUGGAUUUCAAAAGAGGUCGCACUCUCAGCAGAUUGGUAAAUCUGAAUGUUAUAGUGCCAGUCAAGAAGAUUUUCAUAAAAGGAAAAGAUAAUAGUACUUAUUCAGGAUUAAUUGGUCCUUUUACCGAAGGGUUUAGUUUGACCUUGAUUUGUGUAGCAAAAGGAGGUCAUCCAACGCCUGUGUUGACAUGGCGCAAAGGUUCACGAAUUAUUGCUGGUUCCUUAACUGUAGAAGGAUCAGGUAUUAUUCAAAAUGAAAUAAGCUUUAAUCGCCUUAGAAGAGAAGAUUUAUUAACUGUUCUAACAUGCCAAGCAUCAAAUAAUAACGUUACGGGUCCACUCUAUACGUCUGUCACACUCGACUUAAAUUUGAAACCUGUGAGUGUACAGAUCACCACGGUGCCCACCACACUGAAGGCUGGUGAACGAGUGGAGGUGAGUUGCCAAAGUGAAGGUUCCAGGCCACCCGCAAGAAUAUCUUGGAGGAAGGGAUUAGAAAGAGUUGAUCAUUUAGCGAUACAAAAUAUAUUUGGUAGCAUUUCAGUGAGUACCCUGAGUUUUGUACCCAGUGGAGAUGACAACAAUAAAAAGUUAACUUGCGAAGCUCAAAAUCCAAAACUUCCAGAAAGUGCCUUACAAGACAGUUGGACGCUCAAUGUACUAUAUCCACCCCACCUGUCACUUGUGUUUGGAGCCAGUGUCCAGUAUGAGCACAUUCGAGAAGGAAGUGACGUAUACUUCGAAUGCAACAUCCAAGCAAAUCCUCCAGUUACCGAAGUUAAAUGGCUAUUUCAAGGAAGACUCCUCCUUCAUGAUUCGCUUAAAGGCGUUAAUAUACGUAACCAUUCACUGCUACUUCAUAAUGUAAGUCGGAGACAUAGAGGGACCUAUCAGUGUCAAGCUAUAAAUGCACAAGGCCGUGGUCGAAGUGAAGAAGUUAUGCUCAGAAUUCAGUAUGCUCCUGCAUGCAGCGAUCGUCAACGUCGGAAUUAUGGAGUAGCGAAAAACGAGCAAAUAAAUGUGACUUGCUCAGUGGAAUCUGAUCCUCAAGACGUCUUGUUUUGGUGGAUAUUUAACAAUACGUUUUCAGAAACUAAGGAAAUAAGGAGUUUUCAAAGGAGUGCUUCAGAAUUGAAAAGUGUUGUCAAAUUUGUUCCAAAAUCGAAAUUGGACUACGGUGCUCUUUACUGUUAUGCCAAAAACACAGUUGGAAAUAUGAGAGAACCUUGUGUUUUUAACAUAGUGCCUACAGGUCCACCAGAGUCCCUACAGAACUGUACUAUAACAAACCAGUCCUUUAACUCAUUAUCUUUAUCGUGUGAAGUGGGGGAUGACGGAGGAAUGAAGCAGACCUUUCAUCUAGAAAUCUACAGUAUGAAGAGAGAGCAAUUACUUGCUAACGUCACAUCAAAUGAUUAUCCCAGCUUCAUAGUGAGAGGUCUUCCCCCGGGAACAACAUUCAUUAUUGUGGUGUAUUCAUCUAACUCAAAAGGCCGCAGCUCAUCAGUGGCUCUGACAGCGUCUACGCUAUUCUCUGCAGAGAAACAAACAGAAGACGAAAAUAAAAGCAUCAUAAGUGCAGUUCUUUUGGUGUCGUUGGCUGCUUUAGGAACCUUAGCACUUCUCGCCAUAGCUGCUGUAGUAGCCGUGUUUAGAAAUAAAACCAGGAAUGUUUCGAGAGAAGUGCAAAGUACUGGGCAGGAAAUGAUUGAGAAGAAUCCAAAGCCACCCAAACCUGCUUUUGAAGACGGUAAUCCUUAUGUAUAUCAUACCAGAGAAGUAACAACAGAAUACGUCCAUUUAACUCCAAAAUCUGCAUCCGAAUGUCUCUAUGAAAGUCUAAUGGAUGGAAAACCUUCAUCUUUCGAAACUGUUUUGUGCAAAGCUCAUGUUUUAAAUGAAGAGGGUAUAGAAGUUGUAAUACCAGUGAUAGAGCGGUGACGAUAUCGAUUAUCACUCGAAGAAAGCCGGAGAACUUCGGAGCAUCAUUUUAUCAUCAUUUGAAAUCCAAAAUAUGCAACAUUUUUCUCUACUUAAGCCGUACAGAAAACCCCAAAGAAUGGAAUGUUAUGUCAAAACAUCUGAAAAUGAAGGAUGACAGAGGUGAAUUAAAAAGGCCCAGAUUGAGAUAAGCAACAAAGCAGUAACACCACAUUUAAAUGUUUUUCGAAUUCUUUUUUGAAAAAUCUUAAUCAAGAAACAGACAAAAAUAAAAGCGAAAGUUAGUUGAAAUCAACAACUGGUCAUGUUUCAACAGUGGUUGCAUGGUUUCAUGAAAAGAACUCUUCUGCUUUGUUGAGGAUAAACAAAAAUUCGAAGGAGUGAUUUCGGCGCGAAGAAGAGAGAAAUUUGAAAUUCUGAGAGCAAGAAA